AUGGGUCCAGCUCUUCGGGAGCUCGCCUGGCUUCGGAGCCCCUCUCCAUCCUCCUGCCUAGUCACAAGAAUCGGGUACUCUUUCUCCCGCGAAGUUCGCACCUUCUCCAGGAGUCACCCUCCGUUUUCCUCUAAGAACAGAGCCGUCGUGGUGGCCCGGAGCUCGGCCCUACGCACCAAUGCGCAGACUCGGGAGAGGCAGCGGCUCAAGGAGCAGUUUAAAGCGGCUUACGAGCGAUGCCACACUGCCCCCAUGGAUGGCGUCUCCUUCACCGUCGAGGAAUUCCUGGAAGCUCUGGACAAGUACGAUUUCAAAUCCGAGGUCGGCACCCAGGUAUUGAUCUAUCUUCUCCCGUGGCUCUUGUCUUGUUUCCUCAACUCCCUCAAUGUGGCUGUCUUAUUUGAUCGCUUACAAUCGCGGCUGGACAAUAUGGGAAUUACGCAGUCUAUUACUCCUUUUUGCUUUAAUUCUGCAUUGGAAGAAGGACAAUCCUACUUAUGUGCGCCUAUUGAUACACUCAAAUAGAAUGCGGCAAGAAGGUCAAACUAUGUGGACAUACGGCUAAUGUCCGUUUGGCUGCUGAGCAUUAGACUUGAAUGCUUCAGUAGCGUCAUAUGUUUCUGAAUAGGCGUAGGGACUUCAUUCGCAUCUGGUUUCAUAUCGUAUCUAGUUUUGGAUAUGAAAGGGAGAUGAAUGGACAUUAGAAUGGGUUCACUCCUGUCCACAUUGAUUAGUGGACAGGAGUGAACCCAUUCCUGGUUCAGUAAAAACUCAUUGUAAAGCUUGAUUAACUGCUCUUUGUUGUAUAAAAAUAAGUGUCUGGCAAAGAAAGGGAGUCUGACGAGAGAAGAAAAGGAUGUCAACAGCAACAUGCUCCAUUACUUAAUAAAAUGGCAAUUACCGCUUGAAUAGGAUGUCCAAGAUUACGGCCUAAGAGUGAGUGCUGCUGUCAGUAAUAGAUGCAUAAUAGCCAAGAAAACUGGUGAAUUGUUGCAACCCAGAAAAGUUUUGUCCUGGGGGCACAACAUCUGAGCUAGAAUAACGUGUUGUUUUUUCUGACCUUCGAUUGGAUGAUAGAUUACAGCUCUUCGAAUUCGCUUGCUUUUAUGAUGAUCUUUUCUUCGUUACUCCCAGUAGAACCUACAAAAAGUUUUUUUACAGCAUGGCUGCUUCAAUAUCACACCUCAGGAACUGGAUGUCCUGAAAUUCAGUCGCUAGUUCAAAGAGGAAAGGACAUGAGUCACCCACCUAACUGCUAUCUUGAAGGCACCCCCUCCCAACCUACACCCUUUGUGUAAGAAUGUUUUCUAUAUAUUUAAUGAGUCACUUUGACGUUUAUUUUUGUAAUGCCAUGCGAUUGUGAAUACGAUUGGGGAAAAAUUCAGAGUAACAUUAUAGGCUACGCAGGAUACAUUGGAGAGUCACUUGUAUCUGUUGGGAGAGCUGUGGACAAGUUGAGUAACUAUGACAAUUAUGAUGGUUGAUGAAAGUGCCUCAAUUCCUAGUGGGAACUGUUUUCGUUUUUCUUCUUUCUCUUGUUUGGAGAGAAUGAAUUUCUUGUUGUGAUAUAGGAAAGGAUAACUUCUAUCCUGUGAACUUGACUCCUCUCUUUGUUUCUUAGCCUUUCCUAUAGCCCUCAUCUGCAGAUUUAUUCAACUGUUAUUGCUUGUGCAUCUAACUUUGUAAACCUAAGUAGCUCAUGUUCAUGUGUUCUAAGUGAUGACUGUUAUCUGUUUGAUUAUUGAAAUCUAUAGUGUUGAAUAAACUAGCUGGUAUAAUAUCGUCCCUUUCUAGGGUCAUUUCUUAUCAGAUGUAAGUCUUAUAGUCAUCUGAUUUGAGAUCUUUGAUAAAUGACUGCUGGCUUUAGUUGACACUUUUGUUCUUCUCCCAAGAGAAUGGUGUUACUGGUCUAAUUUUUAUAUGGGGAAUUUGAGUUUAAAUGCCUUUGCCUAAUUACUUAAUGGAAGGGUACUAACAAUAUCUAUUAGCUUAUGACAGCCAUCCAAAAACGAAGGUAGAUGCAUGAGAAUAAUAUCUCUAAGCUAAUGAGUAUGUUCAUGUCUGUGUUUCAUCCUGUGUUUAUUGUAUUGCUAGAGUGCCAGUAUUUGUGGCCACUAAUUUGGUAACUUUUUAUAUCGUCGGCCUUUACUCUCAAUGAAUUACUUUAGCAUAGCAGGAACUGAAAUAACCAUAUUGCGGGAGAAAAUAUGGUUCUUUUACACCUUAUGAAACUUUUUCUAUUAUAAUUUCUUCAUCCAGAUGCAGUGUAUGUUAUUGGGUUUUUGAUGCUAUUAACGUGGUUUACCCCUCUAACUUCUCUUGCUUGCAUAAUUACGAUGAAAUUGUGCCUUUAUACUUUAUAAUACUUAUUUCAGUCUGCUAUUAGUACAUCUGAACCCUCACGAUCUUUCUCUAGUUCCUAAUGGCUGAAUGCUAUUGGGGUUUCUAUAGGUGGGUUACUCUGACUUAUUAAUGCAAUUCAAUUGGGCCACAUUCCCCUCCUAAUUACAGACCACUUCAUUAAAAAUAUGGAGAUAUAUUUUAAGCGAUAAAAUACCACUGAAAACAUUGGGCCCUCAAUCACGUACAUGUAGUAGCCCCACAAUUUUUUUGUUGGAUGUCAUUGAGGGCCCAAUGAGUAGCCCCUCAAUCACAUGCAAUCAAAUUUCGAUGUAUGUCUAGUACCUAUCUCAGUAAGACAUUAUUUACUAAAGUCAAGGAGGGCCAUCUAUCAUCAAUUUGUGAAUGACUUCUUAGAAAUGAUGUCUUCCUUUGCAUAGGAAUUUUUUGACAGAGAUAGCCUCUCUUUCAUUUGGCAAAGUACAUGCAAGCAGAUUGUAACUUAAAGUUGUCGUCCCUAACACGAAUUCUUCCAGACUCCAGUGGCAAGGUAAAAUGUCUCUCUAGAAUGCAUCUUAACUGGAAUGGCUUUCAAGGGUGGGAUGAAAGUACUGAUUUUAAAAUCGUUCCUAGAAUUACUUCUGGAUGGUUUUUGUAUAUUUUCUUUGAUACUGCGUCAGAGUAACAGUGAACGGAGAUUAAUUUUUUGUGUUCCAGAAGUUUUCUUAGAUUAAUGGUUUCAUGCUUGAGGUUGAUGUCUUAUGAUUCCCCGCCUAAGGUUAUUGCCCCAGUGCAUUGUCAAUAUUUUGGAAGAUAAUUUGAAAUUAGAAGUGCCUUCAUUUUUCUCAAUCUUCUGUGGAUUUGCUAAAUCUUGGGAAUGACAGUACUGAGCAUUAUCUUUUAAUCAGAGAUUGUUGCUAAUUUGUCGGUUUUCCAGGUUAAUGGAACAGUUUUUGACACAGAUAUGAAUGGUGCUCUUGUAGACGUCACUGCCAAGUCUUCAGCAUAUUUGCCUGUCCAAGAGGCUUGUAUUUACAGAGUUAAGCAUGUAGCUGAAGCAGGUAUAUUCCCUGGUUUCCAGGAGAAGUUUGUUAUAGUUGGAGAGAAUAAAGAAAACGGCCUGGUUUUAGGUCUACGACCUAUCCAGUAUGAUCUUGCAUGGGAAAGGUGUAGGCAGCUUCAAGCUGAAAACGUUGUUGUAAUGGGUAAGGUGAGAACUUUUGGUGCAAUUUGUUUCUCUCUGUCUUGUUCAGAUCCCUUUGAAUAUUCAGCUCUGUCAAAAGUUUAGAUAUGUUAGUCCUAAAUUAAGUACCUUCAUGAAUGAAUUUUCUAGUUGUGAGAUUAGAAUGUAGAUUGGUCUUAUACUAUGAACAAUAUGUGUCGUUGACUAUGUUUCGAAGUUAGUAAAUCUCAGGUUCAGCUUAGAAGUUGAGAGCCCUAAUUUUUAUUUUUUAUUUCACUGGAUUAAGCCCAUCAGAUUCAAACAUGUUAAAUUGAUAAUUUUAAUUUUUUUCAUUAAUGUUUCUACGAAUUCAAGAGCUUGUUUCUAAUGUAGUUGAUUGUUAUAAGGCGACUUUAAUAUAAAUAUUAGCACUUUCAACCUGAUUAUAUUUUCAUUUUAUUUUGUCUCAUUCAUCUUUGGCCUUAUACUGGAAAGGGCAAUGGGGGAGGGGAAUGGUGAAGGCAGUGAUGAGGCCAGCACUUGACAAAGCUUAUGGGAUUUUUAAGUUACAAUCGCUUCUCCUAAAAUAUAGAUCUCAUUUGAUGGAAGAUAGACUAACCAAAGAUUAUUCUCUGAUAUGAACCACGUUUGAUGCUGUCUAAUAUGAGAACAUCUCUUCACUCCAAUUUCUAAAACAUUUAUCGUUCAUAGUUCACAUAAAGGCUUCAUUUGUCUCCAUUCUCUAUUACCAUUUAGGAGGACUUUUUUUGUUGAAAAUCUCCAUUUAAUUAAUGCUACUCUUUAUUCUUUAGUUGACGUAGAAGACAACUAAACGAAACCAGGAAGGGCCCAAAAGUAACAGUGCAUAUUUUCCUGGAGAUAUUUUAUUUUAGCAAACUGGUAGUAUUUUCCUCUUAUCUAUGUCAUCCUUUAUCAAGUAAUUUUUUUAUUAGCUCCUAUUUUCUUAGAGAUUCAUAAAUAACUCAUCAUAUCACAAGGAGUACUCGAAUGGCUUUUUUUUCCUUAAUUCUUUUUCCCUCUUCCUUUCUUUGUAGAUUUACGUUUUAGCUUUGGCUAAAGUAAGUGGUAUUAAGAGUAAGGUUUCGAAUGCCCAGUUCACCUUUUUGAAUGUCUUAUACAUGAUAGAGGCAAUUAAAUUUCUUGAGAUAAGUUCUCUCUCAAGAGUUGAAUUUCUUGAACUUUAAUGUAAAGCCAAUCAAGCUUUUGGAAAUGUAUUUUAACUCAAUAGUUGUUGGUUAGAAUGACGCUAAUGAAACUCAGUACGGUUCUAGCAUGACAUGUAAUGAUAAUUGAUCAUGGGCACUCUUUUCAAGUUCAGAACCUAAAUUCAUAUCACAUGCCAGUAAUCUUUUCUUUCUAUUAUGGUUUGGAAAUCAAGAAUGAAAGCAAAUAGGCACCCAUGCUCUAACGAAGUUAACUGGAUCAAAAAAUAUUUUAAACUAACACAGCUAAAACUUUUAUAAUCAUACUUACUGCUAAAAUCAUAUAUAUAUAUAUAUAUAUAUACUGUAGAUGAAAUGUGAUAUGGUUGAUAUGGGUACUUAACAUUUUAUUCUAGAAAAUUUAUAAUAAUUUGAUGACAACACCAACCAUUACAUCAUAGACAGCAUCUAUGUCCUUAAAAAAAUAGUAAAAAAGAUCUUGAAUGUCAAAUGAAAGAAGAGGAUUUUCAUGAACAUCCUUUUAAAAAGAAAAGUUUGAUUAUGUUGUUGGAUUGGAAAGAGUUUUAUGAAGAAUUUGCUGAGGUUCUAUUAAGUUUUGCUUGUAGUAAAGAGGUCAGAAUUUGGCAAACUAUCUUUUGGUGAAGUACAACAAUCAAUACAUGCUUUGUUAUUAAGUUUUGCACCAAGGACUUGCUUAACAACAUUCCUCAAAAUUUGGGACAUUCAACAUGAUGACCACACUUUUUGGGCAAGUGGACCUAAUUUCCCUUAUUAGAUAAUGAGCCUCUAAGACAGUUAGAUUCUUUAGUAUGUAGAAUAGUUUUUGGAUAAUGUGCUAAUGUGAGAAAGCAUGAGUCCAUGCUUUUUCUCAAUAUUAUUGAUUUAAAAGAGGGUUGGUAGUAAAUAUAUGUGCAUGGACUGUUGUAUAAUUGAAAAAUUGCAAUAAAAUAUAUAGAUAUCCUGUAUCAUAAUUAUAAAUUUUUUAGUAGUGUUUUGAACGUUAGUAGUGUUUUUCUCUUUUGAAGGAGGUCCUUUAUCUACCUACGGCUAUUAAUCAUUCUUAUUUUCUAGGACACUGAGAAAAGCUCUUUCCGUUAAAGGAAGAUGGAAUGAUAGAACGCCUUGGAACAGAAAUAGCUCUUUCCCCAACUCAUUUUCUGUUUCUUUCUUCUCUUGUGUAUUCAAGGUUCCAUGCUUCACUUUGGCUUCAGCUACCUUAUUAGUUUCUACACUAUUCAAUGAAAUAGAAUCCUUUUUGACAUUAUUUUAAAAAACUUAUAAUAAUUUUCUUGGCUAAGUAGGCAUCUAAUGAGAAAGCAUUGUGUAGUCAAUCUAGAUUGUAUUUUUUCCUGAUUUAGCCGCUAUAUACCAUUGUGAAUUGAAUUGCUUCAAGAGAUGCUGCUGUCUGACAUAAAUUCCGAGCCACCGACUCAAAGUCUAUGUAUGACAUUGUAAAAUGAAUGAAUACUUCAAGAGCCGUUGGAAUUUGAAGCUUCAAGAAGAUUAGCAAUUAAGAUUUCCAUGAGCACUUUGUCCUCAACAUUUUCAAGAAGUUUGCUUCAGAUGAAGCCUUUACAUUAAUUGUUAUCCUUAAAGUUUUUGUGGACUUCAUUUUAGCAUUACUAGCUUUUCUUUUAAUUUGCUUUUGAAUUUUAUAUAUGUAGGAAGGGGUCAUCUGAAAGCUGUAUAUAUUUGCCUAAUAGCUGACUCCGUGAUUGAUUGUUUCAAUUGCUAUCCUCCUUAUUAUGCUUGGCUAUUGCCAGAAAAGUGUCCUUUUCUGAGACUUUAAUUGAAAAGUGUUUCAGUUGCUAUCCCUGAGACUUUAUUCACGCAGAUCAUUGGAGGAAACAGAGGAGGUGUCUUGGUGGUAGUAGAGGGUUUGCGUGGCUUUGUUCCAUUUUCACAGAUACUGACGGUUUGUCUAUUCAAACCAGAUUCUCCCAAUUUUGUUUCAGUCUAUGUUUUUUUACUUUUAGUCCUGGCCUAACCCUAUGCUCUCUUAGAGCAUCUAUGUGACUUACUUUAAGUUCCCCCAAUCCUUUGCCUUCUCAUGUUUUAAUGAACUUGUGUUUUGUUUUAAAUGUGAUGACCAGAAAUCAACUUUAGAAGAGUUAAGUGGGAAGGAGCUUCCUUUAAAAUUUCUGGAGGUUGAUGAAGAGAAAUCUAGGCUUGUCCUCAGCAAUAGCAAAACAAUCUCAGAUAGUAACGCGCAGCCUGCAGUAGGGUCUGUUGUCACAGGAACAGUCCAGAGCUUAAAGCCUUAUGGCGUCCUUAUCAACAUUGGUGGACUAACUGGCCUACUUCAUGUUAGCCAGAUCAGCCAUGACCAUGUUUCUGAUGUUUCAGCAAUUUUUAAACCUGGUGAUGUAUUGAAGGUAUCUAAACUCUGAUAUCUCUGUGCUAGAAUUCGUAGACUACCUCCAAUUAACCAUUCUUUUGAACACUCUACAAAACAGGUGAUGAUUUUGAGUCAUGACCAUGAAAAAGAUCGACUGAGUCUUUCCACAAAGAAGUUGGAGCCAACACCUGGUGACAUGAUUCAUAACCCGAAGCUGGUUUAUCAGAGGGUGGGUUCCUGGGACGUGGAUUUGCAAGCUGUAUUAAAAGUUUAUGGUUAUCAUUCUUUUCUCAUUUUCUUGAUAGGCUGAAGAAAUGGCUCACAUAUUCCUGCAAAGAAUUGCUCAAGCAGAAGCAAUGGCCCGCGCUGACAUCCUAAGAUUUGGGUCAGAGGUAAUAUCUCAUAAAAAAAAAAUUCUGCUUAAGUUAGCCCUAGGGUUAAACAUAAUCCAGUAUGGGGCCUGACCAGCUAUAAAAUAAUCUGGUGUGCUGUAAAUUUCAUAUUAGCUGCAGCAAACCACGACCUGACAGUGUACUUGUAUAGAUGUACUUGUAUAGGAAGACGAUUUGGGGCUGUUGACCCUAAUGCAGGUUAGCCAAAUUGAUUGAUCUGCACAUAAAUGGCGUCAGAAGCCUACAGGCCUAAAUUCGGUGCAUAGAGUAAGAUAGGCUAAUAAUGACAAUCCCAGUCCUGAUCUCUGGCCUGAAUCUGGAUCUGGUGUUCUAGGAUACUAUGUUAUGACAGCUUUGAAUGAUUCUGGACUGGGUAACUAUAGGGAGUCAGCCACUUAAAGAGAAAUAAAAUAAAUCAGUCUUUUCUAUGAGAAAUAUGCGAUUCAUGAAAAAGGCGUGUGGCAGUGAAGAUAUCAUAAAUUCCUACAUAAUCUUUCAAUAAUGUGUAGCUGACUGCUUAUUCUUUUUUUCUUCUUUCUAAUGUGCAGGUUGUCACUGAACUCUGAUGGCACUUCAGGUGAUCUAGAUUCAGACUUAGUGUUCUUCCUCCUACUGCAAGUCUGUAUAUACGACAUUAUUAUUUAUAAUUAUUCCAUAUUUUAUUGUUUGAUAUUGCAAUUGGCACUAUUUUCUGCAUUCCAUCUACCCAACUAUUGGUCUUCUCGAAUUGGUUGA
Messenger RNA from Spirodela intermedia, 8151 nucleotides. NCBI's taxonomy places the organism in Eukaryota, Viridiplantae, Streptophyta, Magnoliopsida, Alismatales, Araceae. The record is from the annotation of a GenBank genome assembly.